This is a messenger RNA of Austrofundulus limnaeus, 4506 nucleotides long. It is a transcript of the gene ano11, whose product is annotated as anoctamin 11. The record is from RefSeq and is a predicted model, not a curated record. The transcript is spliced from 24 exons. Gene Ontology annotation, molecular function: chloride channel activity; protein dimerization activity. Gene Ontology annotation, cellular component: plasma membrane. The coding region runs from base 1311 to 4067 and encodes 918 amino acids. Lineage: Eukaryota; Metazoa; Chordata; Actinopteri; Cyprinodontiformes; Rivulidae. Gene Ontology annotation, biological process: chloride transmembrane transport.
UACUUAGUUACUUUACAACUCUGUAAAUAUCAAUGGAAAAUUUGUCCAAUAAAAUGUUGGUAAUUUCACUGAACUCCAAUUCAGAACCGCACGGCAUUCUGGGGGAUGUAGGCAGAGGAGCGGCUUUAGCCACUUGACCUCUCACAGCUCAGCUAAAGAAGGUUGGUGGCAUCAACUCACUUCCUGCUCAGCCAACAAUGACCAGCUGRCAGAACGACUUGGAGUGAAAGGAGAAAAGGAGCAACAGCUUGAGAGGAAGUUGUGGAGAAAAGAGGAAAGGUCGCCAGUUUGGCAGUAAUAAUCAGSCUUUUUUUCCCCUCCCGGUGCAUGUUUCAAAUCGGUUAAACUAAAACUAAUCAUUAAUUACCGAUAUCGACUGAAAUGAAACGCUUCUAUCAUUUUGCAGUCAUAUCCUCCAACCCUACAGAGUUCAUUUAUUUUAUAAAACAUCAGUUUUAAAUCACAGCUCUUCUAAAAGCCCUGAGGAGAAAUACUGCAACUCUGUUGUUUCUAGCUYGACUUAAGCUUUAAAAACACUUUAGAAACACUUCAGUUAAACCUUCACUUCAAAGAAAACCUUCACUACAUACAUUUUUUUAAAUCUUGUCAUAAACCUUGAUGACUUUAUGCUCUGACUGGUCGAUUGCCUCAUCAGUUUAGCAACACUGGCCCACCUAACUUGUUUUUAAUCCUACUCUGUUUUAAAGCAACAUGAAACUGGACAUCAUCAAAAUCAGCAAAUCUUGUUGAAUUAUUAUUAUUAUUACUUUUUUUUAAUCUUAUGCCUGUGAGGAAUAAAAGAAAAAAAAACACUGAAGCCAGGUGGAGCUUUUCCAACUGAUGCUGUGAAUAAUUUAUGCAAAUUUAUGCAGCUUUCAAAGCCGACUGAGAGGAGAAACUAAAACAGCUUGUCUGGAUGAGGAAGUAAUUAACAUCACGGUGAGAAGAAACACACACUAUUUAUAAAUUUAAUGUAACAAAUCUUCAGCUUUAUUUAUUGAGAGCUCAGAGGUUUUAUUUAUUUUUUUGUUUGUUUUUUUUUGUUUUGCUCUCUUCUGCUCCUGACUAAAUAUUACAUUAUUUAUGACGUUCAAAUGUGCCGUGUGUAUUUUCCCAGCUGGGAUGCAGCAAAGCGCUGUGAGCCACUGCCUGCAUGCUCGAUCCAUUACGGUACUCCUCGACUAAUGCAGUGGAGCCAGGAAGCCUGAUGGAUACAGAGAUAGAGAAGAGGGAGAGGGGAAGAGAAGCACAGACUGCUGCAAAUCCAGCUGAAUUUUCAUUCAAACAAAGCACAGGUCAUUUUUUUCAUCAUGAUGAAGAAAAGCUCUGAUGUGGUGAAGGAGGACAGAGAAGUCCUCCUGGAUCUGGACAGCAGGGGUGAAGCCCAGAUGACGGACAGCUACGGCAGUCUGCAGAACGGGAGCUUCAUCCCACCUCGAUAUCUUUCUGCUGCAGCUGCUGAUGAAGAUCUUCGCGGUGACGAUACCAUCGUUGAGGACAGCAAUGCGAGAAGCAAUCGAACAGUUUCACAGCUGAGGAACUACUUCAGAGAUGGAAGAACUAAAAUAGACUUCGUGCUGGUGUGGGAGGUCCGAUCGAGGAGGAAGCGGCGAGGAAAGGGGAAAAGCCAGGCGGUCGGCGGGGAGGACAAGUCCRUUCCCGCUGAGGAGAGCAGCAGAUCCGAGCGAAGGAAAGCACAACUUGCUCAGUGGAGAGAGAAGUUUGUUCAGAAUCUGGAAAGUGCCGGGUUGCUCAUGGAAAAGGAGGAAACAGCAAAUGAGAAGAAAACAAUUCACUUCCUUAAAAUCAGUGCCCCGUGGGAUGUUUUGGUGUGUUAUGCUGAAGAGCUUUCCCUCAGAGCUCCACUGCAGGCCCAGCAACAUCUGAACCUGAACACAUCAGCUGUGRUUUUAAAAAGACUGUGCAUACCCAACAUAAUGAUGGAAUCUGUGCCAAACAGGCCUUUGGACUAUUACACAUGUGCCUUUCGCAAAUCCAAGAUGAGCAGAUUUCUUGGCUUUGAAGACCAUGAGGCGUACUUCACAAACACGCAGAGACACCGUAUCGUGUAUGAGAUUUUAGCUCAGACGGUUUACGGUAAAAGGAAGAAGGCUGAGGUUGGUGUGGAGAGAUUGGUAAAUGAAGGCGCCUACACAGCAGCCUACCCUCUGCACGAGGGCCCCUUUCAGCUUCCGAGUUACGAGAUCCGUCCUGACGAGCUGAACCAGAGGCAGGUUCUGUACUACUACUGGGCCCGCUGGUGGAAGUGGUGCAAGUACCAACCACUGGACCACAUCAGGGAGUACUUUGGAGAGAAGAUUGCGCUYUACUUUGCCUGGCUGGGUUUCUACACAGCCUGGCUGCUGCCUGCAGCCGUGGUCGGAACCCUGGUCUUCGUGUCCGGAGUCAUGUCCAUGGGGUCCAACACACCAGCUGAGGACAUCUGUAACAGUGGAGCUAAUUACCUGAUGUGCCCGCUCUGUAAAACCUGUAAGUCCUGGAACAUGUCGGACAUCUGCACCAUGGCYAAGCUGGGGUACCUGUUCGACCACCCAGGUACCGUGUUCUUCAGCGUGUUCAUGUCCUUCUGGGCCGUAACCUUUCUGGAGUACUGGAAGCGAAAGAUGGCGACUCUGGCUCAUCACUGGGACUGCAUGGACUUCCACGAGGAAGAGGAGCGUCCUCGUCCAGAGUUUGCUGCCAUGGCCCCAACGAUGGAGCAGAACCCUGUAACUGGGGUCAAAGAACCCUAUUUUCCAGAGAAGACGAGGCUGUCCCGGAUGUUUACUGGCUCCAUGGUCAUCAUAUUGAUGCUGUGUGUGGUGAUCAUCUUCCUGGUGACUGUCGUCGUGUGUCGUGGUAUCAUCAGCGUGAUGAUGUAUCGUACUGGGAGUCCUGUGCUGCGAACAGAGGCAGGGACCAUAGCCAACAUCUCCAGCAGUGUGGUGAACCUGGGCCUCAUCCUGCUGAUGGGGCAGGUUUACACGGCCUUAGCUGAGCAGCUCACAAAAUGGGAGAUGCACAGAACUCAAACUCAGUACGACAACGCUUUCACCUUCAAAGUCUUCAUCUUCCAGUUUGUUAACUUUUACUCGUCUCCUUUCUAUGUGGCUUUCUUUAAAGGAAGGUUUGUGGGUUAUCCUUCGAACUACGGAACGUUGUUUGGGAUGAGAAACGAAGAUUGUGGUCCUGGUGGUUGUCUCAUCGAACUGGCUGAGCAGCUUUUCAUCAUCAUGGUGGGGAAGCAGCUCAUCAACAACAUCCAGGAGUUUAUUUUACCUAAAGUAAAAGCGUGGAGCCAGAAGAGAGCUUUUGCCAAUGUCCAGGGGGGUAAAGAAUCCCACGAGCCUCAGCGCUGGGAGGAAGACUACAAGCUGGUGCAGUGUGGGGGCCUGUUUGAAGAAUAUCUGGAAAUGGUGCUCCAGUUUGGGUUCAUCACAAUUUUUGUGGCAGCGUUCCCUCUGGCGCCGUUCUUCGCCCUCCUGAACAACUGGGUGGAGAUCCGUCUGGACGCCCAUAAGUUCGUGUGCGAGUACCGUCGACCGGUGGCCGAGCGGGCGCAAAACAUCGGAGUCUGGUUCAACAUACUGGAAGCUUUGUCUCACCUGUCUGUCAUUGCCAACGCUUUCCUCAUAGCUUUCACGUCAGAUUUUUUACCUCGCUUGCUGUACCAGUACAAGUUUGGUAAUGAUCUCCAGGGAUACGUCAACUUCACUUUGGCCUUCGCCCCACAAAAUUACACCGAUUACCCCAUGUGCAGAUACAAAGCAUUCAGAGACAACUAUGGAAACUACACGCUUUUCUACUGGGAACUCCUGGCUGUCAGACUUGGUUUUAUUAUUGCAUUUGAGCAUGUUGUGUUCUUUGUGCUGCGAGCCAUCGACUGGAUCGUACCUGAUGUCCCCGAGUCCUUGGAGCUGAAGAUGAAAAGGGAGCGCUACCUGGCGAAGCAAGCACUGGCUGAAAACCAGGAGGCCCUGUUGGUGAGUCGAGGCCAGUGGGCCACCUCWGGCUCUCCAGGCACCUCCAGCCCAGCAAGCAACGCGUCCAGUGGAAUCCUAAGCUAGGACCUCUCUGCAGAAAAGGAAUGAUGCUGGAGGAAGACGCUCGUUUGCAUCUGAGACGGCACGCUUUAACUUUUUCACCAUGUGAAAGUCUGUCUUUGUAAGAACUUGUUUUUUUUAUUGAUGCAUAUGUUGCUGCACAGCUAUAAUGAUAAUCAGAUAUAGAAUGAAAACAAAACUCAUCUUUCUUCACCUUAACUAAAAGUUGACGUUUUUUUGUUGAAACAAAAACAUGUUUUCAUCAUGCAUAUGUAAAGAUUAAUGGAACUCUGAUUUUAAAGGGGUGGUGGGGUUAUUUUAUGCAAAAUAGWUUWUUUUUUAGCUURUCAUCAUGUUAUAAUAUUCYCUCAUCAAAAACAUACYUAAAGUGUUGCUUUGAUUCAUUCAUGCAUGUUUGAGAAAUCCCUGAAUCUCCUGUUKUAGUCAUGUGGAGCUGCCUAAA